Messenger RNA from Dioscorea cayenensis subsp. rotundata (Guinea yam), 1381 nucleotides. RefSeq lists its product as uncharacterized. The transcript is spliced from 3 exons. Bases 1 to 918 code for a protein of 305 amino acids. The record is from RefSeq and is a predicted model, not a curated record. Lineage: Eukaryota; Viridiplantae; Streptophyta; Magnoliopsida; Dioscoreales; Dioscoreaceae.
AUGGAUACCAUCAACAGCAAUACAACAAUCGAGCGAAAGAAAACCGUCCUCGAAGCCGCAAUCGAUGAAGAUUCUGCUCAAAAUGAUCCAACAAUUGAAAACAACAUCCACAACUUCGACAAACAAUUGUCGAAGUCCUCAUCAACAUCAUCAUCCUCUUCACAAUCAUCGUCAUCAGAAGACGGAGACUUCUUUCAAUUAGAACUUGGAAAGCCUGCAUUACCAACAGAACAAGAACCCGGCCUCAUUGCCGGGCUAGAACCGACACAAUCACCACCAAUGCAAGCAAUGUCAAGAUCAGAUGGCAAUCCAGACCCAAAUAGAAUUCCUUCUUCAGUAUUUGAAAGGACUAAAUCUACUACACCAAUGGAAUGGAGUGUGGCUUCAAAUGAAUCAUUAUUCAGUAUUCAUUUAGGCAACAACAGCUUCUCCAGAGACCAUGUACUCCUACUAAAAUCCGGAGACUUGACUAACUUCUACGUCGGUAAUUUAGAUGCCUUUCCGCCGCCUAAUUCGGCAAUGAUGCCUAUUCCAGCUCCGGUAAGCAUCGAUCUCGCGCUUGCGCUUGAGCAGAAUGAUAAUGUGGCUCAAGCAAUGAAUGCUGAAGCUAUGAAGGAUGUCAUGAGAGCAAAUGCUGAGCAGCAUAGUGGUUCAGCAGGCAAACCUCUGGUUGAAUUGCCACCUCUCGGAAACAGUUUGUCGAGAAAUUCCGAUGCCAGUGUCCAGAGUUUCCGUUCCUUCGCCUUUCCGAUAUUGACAGUGGAGGGAAGAAAUGCAUCAGUGAGAGCAGUAGAAAGUGAGCAAAUUGAAAGGGAACAACAGCAAACAAUAGAGACACCAAAAGAAACUCCAAAUGCAGCUGCAGCUCCUGCUCAAUCCAGAUGGUUUCCAUGUUUCUCAUGUGCAUUCUGCUCUUAACACAUUGUUUGUUUAGUGAAAGAUAAUUGAGAGAUUGGAGCUAAAAUGCUUUAAAGUAAAGAAGAAUGUAAGGACUUGAGAGCUCUAAUGUUAUAUGAAGGAGUAAAGAUAAGGAAGGAAAGGAAGGAGGGAAUGAAUGAUGAGUAACAAGGAUGGAAACAGCAGCAGUAGCAUCUUUUUUAUUUGUACUGAAUUAUUUAAAUAUUAUCCGAGUUCCUUAACAUCAUUGUUUUUUUUUUAAUGUACAAUUGUAGAUGUUAAGCUGACAGUGGUUCUAUAUAUUAGGAUUUAUGUCACCUUUUUCAUGUUAUGCUUUUCUUUUUACAAUCUACAAUUGAGAGGUUAAUACAUAGGAUCUUUGAUUGAAGCUGCUACUUGAAACUUUAUUGGCCUUUCUAUAAUUUUUUGUCUACACGUUUUGCCAUCCUUCAUUAGGUUUCUUGUUUUAUUUAUUUAUUUUUAA